CCAGCGAAAAACCGUGGCAGUAGUGCAUGCACUUAGCAGUUAACAUAGCACAACGUGUCCAUAGGGCGGAAUCAAAAUCAUUUAUUCCAAAGGAUUAUUGGAAGAUUUUUUUUAAAACAUACGUAUUUAUUAAAGUUGAAGAAACGUAAAUUUCCUCUGAGGAAAGACAUGAAAGAACUUGCCUUCUCAUUGUGGAUUUUCUUUUUAACUUGUGUAGCCGCGGUCUUAUCUUCUGACCUUGAGAAGGAGGGACUUUUUAAAGAUGGUACCAUUGCUGAUCUGCUGAAGGGUGAAAACCGCAGUGAAGAUGUCGUUGGUCCCAAUGUGAAGUAUUGCCUUCAGAAGUCUCUUGACCCUGAGGAUGUUGGUUGCUAUCUCAACCCUGGCCAGAACGACAGUCUACAGGAAUGUGGCUUCAAUGCAACAGCCAAGACUAUCCUAGUGAUCCAUGGGUGGACUAUGAGUGGUAUGUUUGAAAAGUGGCUCCAAAAGCUGGUUUCUGCUAUUCAGGAGCGUGAAAAGGAAGCCAAUGUCCUUGUAGUCGACUGGAUCAACCUUGCCCACCAAGUGUAUCCAGAUGCUGUUAACCACACAAAAACUGUCGGGCAUGACAUUGCUAAGUUCCUCGAAUGGUUAAAGGAUGAAUUGAACUUGCCUCUUCAAAACGUGCACAUGAUUGGGUACAGCCUGGGAGCUCAUGUGGCUGGUUAUGCUGGUAACUAUGUGAAUGGAACAAUCGGCAGAAUAACAGGUCUGGACCCGGCGGGCCCCAUGUUUGAAGGGGUCGAUUCGGACAGUCGCCUGUCUCCUGAUGACGCUGACUUUGUGGAUGUUCUGCACACCUACACAAGGGAGGCUUUGGGUGUCAGCAUUGGCAUCCAGCAACCUGUGGGUCACAUUGACAUUUAUCCUAAUGGAGGGGAUAGCCAACCUGGCUGUGGUUUAAGUGACAUACUGGGUACAAUGGCUUACAGAGGUUUUGGGGAAGCUGUAAAAUGUGAGCAUGAGCGCUCGGUGUAUCUUUUUAUAGAUUCACUUCUGAAUAAAGAUCACCAGAGCUUUGCAUACCGGUGCACGGAUCCCAGCCGCUUCAAGAAAGGGAUUUGCCUGAGCUGCAGGAAAAACCGAUGCAACAACCUGGGUUACAAUAUCAAGAAGAUGCGCAACAGGAGAAACAGCAAGAUGUACCUCAAAACACGGGCAGAUAUGCCUUUUGGAGGUUAUCACUACCAGAUGAAGAUGCAUGUCUUUAGCAAAGCCGAUGGGGAGGACAAAGACCCAACGUUCUUUGUUAAACUUUAUGGUGCCCAUAAUGACACAAAAGACCACAGUGUUGACCUACCUGACAAGAUUGGCCUGAAUUUUACCAACUCCUUCUUGGUCUUCACUGAAGAAGACAUUGGGGAUCUGCUCAAGAUCAAACUGUCCUGGGAAGGAGCUCCUAAGUCUUGGUUCUCGAUAUGGAAAAAGAUGAAGUCUGUAUUGUACUCUGGAGGAACCAAAGAGAACCAGGUACUGGAGGUGCGGCGCAUUCGUGUCAAGUGUGGAGAAACCCAGAAAAAGUUCACUUUCUGCGCUGAAGAUCCAACUGCAACCAAGAUAACACCUGGAAAUGAGAUAACGUUUGUCAAGUGUCGGGAUGGAUGGGAAGUCAAACCUAGAAAAAGAUUGCACUAUUAAAUCAGGAUAAUGCACUUCAAAAAACUGAGCCACAUACCCAAGGGGGACCGAAGCAGAAAUGCACAAAUCAUCCAUGUUACUCCAUGCACUUGCGAAGUCCUUUGCAGCUUCUACUGUAUGCUCUGUGAAGGAGCAGUCUUGUGGAUCCAGAGUGACCCUAGCCAACUGGGAGGAAGGAUGGCACUUAUAACUACACAUGGACUUCUGACUGAGCUCCUCUGGUGUACUUCCUGCUUUAACACCAGCUGCCUACAAGCCACGGAGAUCAACACGCAAAGACACAAUGCAUUCUGUUUGUUACUGUGCUGUGUAUGAAGUACUUUUUUUGUAUGCUCUAAUUUAUAUUUCUGUUUGAGUGAGUAAUAGGCGUAUAUAUUUGUAAAUAACUUAUUUUCUUUUUGUGGGACAAAUAAAUUCUUUAUGAAUCCUCUUGA
Messenger RNA from Acipenser ruthenus (sterlet), 2114 nucleotides. Its product is annotated as endothelial lipase-like. NCBI's taxonomy places the organism in Eukaryota, Metazoa, Chordata, Actinopteri, Acipenseriformes, Acipenseridae. The coding region runs from base 169 to 1680 and encodes 503 amino acids. Gene Ontology annotation, molecular function: protein binding; lipoprotein lipase activity. The record is from RefSeq and is a predicted model, not a curated record. The transcript has 10 exons. Gene Ontology annotation, biological process: lipid metabolic process.